AUGUCCAUCCUCCGCCUGUUCGUGCUGUCUGCGCUUCUGUCUUGCGCGUCAGCGCUCCCGCAGCGCACCAACAAGCGCCGCCGCGAGUACAACAAAAUGUACAAGUCGGAGAUGAAAACCGCCAUCAAGCGGGUGUUUGAGGCGGUGGACGGCGGCGACUACCAGGACGCCUCCUCGCGGCUCAACCGCGCUCAGGCCAUCAUUGACAAGAAUGUCAAGCGGAACAUCUUGCACAAGAACACCGCCGCGCGCCGCAAGUCCCUCCUUACCCGCAAGGUCAAGGGGCUCGAGCCCGGCGCGCCCGCGGCCGCGGCGGCGCCAGCGGCGGCUCCGGCAGAGUGAGCAAUAGCAGCAGCCCCUUCUCAGUAUUGCAUCAUUACGCGCAGCCGGGCCCAGCAAGGGGAGCGGGCGGGGCGUUCGUCGUUCGUGCUCCACGUGGGCGCGACGCUUCGCGACGGGCGGCGCCUAGCCCUGGCGGGGUCGCAGUCGCCGCGGCCAGUAUGUAGAGUGUUGCGCCGUCUUUUCUCUCUUCUUGUUGUGUGAGUCGCGCCUGUUUUCUUGCUUUGCGCCCGCAACCGUCAAA
Molecule: messenger RNA, 583 nt
Organism: Emiliania huxleyi CCMP1516
Lineage: Eukaryota; Haptophyta; Isochrysidales; Noelaerhabdaceae
Exons: 4
Coding region: 1-342 (113 amino acids)
Biological process (GO): translation
Cellular component (GO): small ribosomal subunit; ribosome
Molecular function (GO): structural constituent of ribosome; small ribosomal subunit rRNA binding
Source: RefSeq, a predicted model, not a curated record